CCUAACUGAUGGCUAGUUUGUUCUAAUUGUCGUCAUUUAUCGUGAAAGAACAUUAUUCGGUGGUCAUUUCGCAAGCAUUCCGAGCAACUUUUCAAAACAGUUCUAUAUACAAUUUCUAACAUGUCAAAUAACGAAGAUCUGAUAAAAAAGUUUUCUGAUGUGACCGGGGUUUCCGAAGAUCGGGCCAAGUUUUAUCUUGAAGCGGCAAACGGGGAACUACAGGUUGCUUUGUCCAGUUUCUACGAAGGAGAUAACGAUAAUAAUCCAACCGAUGAUGCCCUCGCUCCAUUGGAUGAUGAUUCGGAUGAUGACAAUGUACCUAACGAUUCGAUUCAAUUUUCUCGUUCGGAGGCAAAAUCGAAACCUAAAAAAACUGGUCAAUCAUCCAAUAUCACAACACUGUUUAACAUGAAUGAAUCUUCUUCGGAUGAUGAUGGUGAACAAGGUCAAGCAUUCUAUGCCGGAGGAUCGGAACGUUCUGGGCAGCAAGUACUGGGCCCACCCAAAAAGAACCCCAUCAAGGAUUAUGUAUCGGAAAUAUUCCGUUCCGCGCAACAAGGUAACAUGGAAACGUUUGAUGCGGAUGCAAGUCCCAGUUCUAGCUCAUCGUUGUACGUUGGUACCGGAUAUAGACUUGGUCAGACUGACGACGACCAUCAGGUCGUACAGGAUGCGAAUCGUGCAUCGGCAAGUGGAUCCGGUCGUAAUCAUGAAGUAGUGACGUUGACUCUCUGGAGACAAGGAUUUUCCAUAAACGACGGGGAACUGCGCCGGUAUGAGGAUCCUGGGAACAAAGAAUUUUUCGAAUCGAUCAUGCGUGGAGAAAUUCCGAAUGAGUUACGUUCCAGAGGUCCUGCUAUGAUUCAUCUUGAUUUGAAAGACAAUCGACACAUGGAGUACGAAAAACAAUCCACCCCUUUCAAACCGUUUGGUGGAAGUGGUCAAACACUGGGAAGUCCAGCACCAAAUGUUGUACAAAGUGCAUCGGUGCCUGCUGGAAAUGCUGCUAGUAAUGAGGAGAACGAAAAACAAGCGGCUUCAGAAUUGGCCACCGAUGAAAGUCAACCGUUAACUACAUUGCAGAUUCGUUUAUCGGACGGAUCUCGUCUCUCUGCUCGUUUUAAUCACAGCCACACGAUUGAUAACAUUAGACGUUAUAUCAUAAGCGCCCGACCACAAUACGCAUUGCAGAAUUUCGCCUUGCUCACUACGUUUCCCAGCAAGGAGCUUUCGGAUAGUGCACAGACUCUGAAGGAUGCUGGUCUGCUGAAUGCGGCAAUAAUGCAACGAUUGAAGUAGUAGUCGUCGAAAUCAUUAAAACUUGCCGUGAUUUUAUAAUUAGUGAUUGAUUUGCUACUGUUGUAAUAUUUAUAGAAAGGAUAAAACACGACUGUUCGAAGAAUUUCGGUGAUUUGAUCACUCACGCAGUGAGUAAUGUUCAUUUGAGUUUCUCGGUGAAGAUAAUGUUCAGUUUUAUAGCAUUAGCGAUCGAAAUAAAAUGUUUUGAUUUGAAA
This is a messenger RNA of Malaya genurostris, 1514 nucleotides long. RefSeq names its product NSFL1 cofactor p47 (gene p47). Gene Ontology annotation, biological process: Golgi organization; membrane fusion; autophagosome assembly. The record is from RefSeq and is a predicted model, not a curated record. The coding region runs from base 121 to 1299 and encodes 392 amino acids. The transcript is spliced from 5 exons. NCBI's taxonomy places the organism in Eukaryota, Metazoa, Arthropoda, Insecta, Diptera, Culicidae. Gene Ontology annotation, molecular function: ubiquitin binding. Gene Ontology annotation, cellular component: nucleus; cytosol.